Messenger RNA from Perkinsus marinus ATCC 50983, 222 nucleotides. Its product is annotated as prokaryotic dna topoisomerase, putative. Lineage: Eukaryota; Perkinsozoa; Perkinsida; Perkinsidae. The record is from RefSeq and is a predicted model, not a curated record. Gene Ontology annotation, molecular function: DNA topoisomerase type I (single strand cut, ATP-independent) activity; DNA binding. Gene Ontology annotation, cellular component: nucleus. The annotation marks the transcript as partial. The transcript has 2 exons. Gene Ontology annotation, biological process: DNA topological change.
GUGCUCAUCCUCCUAUACAUCCGGUUCAGUUGGCCGGCCCUGGAUCCCAGAUACCCUUACAAGGAGAACAGUGGAGAGUGUAUGAGCUCAUCACGAGGCACUUCCUGGCAUGUGUGGCACCCGAUGCUAUAGGCGCGGAGUCUAAAAUAGAGGUAACCGUCGGAGAUGAAAUGUUCCACGCCACUGGUCUUACUGUAGUGGAAGAAAAUUGGCUGGAGGUAG